UUGUCUUCGUUGUAAUAGACUGACUCAGUGGCUUGUUGGGAGCAUAACUGGAAUCAGAGCUGGGACACUGACCCGUCCAUUGCAGGAGCAGCCCUCACCCGUACGUCACAGCCCUGGAGAACAGAGAGGACUGCUGGCCGGCUCUGCUGUUCGAGAUCGAUGACUUUAUCCAGAGAGCUGUUGACAGAGAUAAAGAGGCUUAUAUCACCAUGCUGGCCCCCUUCCUUCGGUACCUAUACUGCCAACCUCACAGGCAACCCGAGCACGCGCUCCUUCGACAGAGUCUUCUUAGGGUGCUGCUGCCCAUUCAGGGAGGAUCCAGGUCCGCCCCCCAGGACAAGGAGCAGGAAACGCUGUCCCCAGUGUCUGACAGGCUGCUGCUCUGUCUUUGUCAGCUGGUUCCACACAUGCAGGUGGACAGCGUGGAGGCAGUCCUGGAGCUGUGUGCAUUUGUGGGCGCUCUGCUCCAAGAUCUAACUGGGACCUCUGGAGACCAGUGGAAACCAGAGAAAGCGGCGCUGGCUCUGCAGCUGCUGUGUGCGUGUCGGCGAUGCCUCGAGUUCAACGGAGACUGCAGACCAAUAAUCGGCUUAAUACAGCAGCUGGUUCCAGCCUGUCAGGAGUUGCUGUUGGAUGAGCUGGUGAUGGGCGUGGCCUUGCUCUUGUUGGAAGCCCCUUCAGAUCAGCUGACCAGCCUUCUCAGACUUGCACUGAGUUUGGUCCCUGAACAAGCGGAGGCGUCGCCCUGGUUGAGUCCGGUCCUGAUUCUCCCCGUGUUGCAGCUCCUGUCCUGCUUGGGUCUCACUGAGCCGCUGUCUGACCAGAAUACACACAGCACCAACCACAGGCUGGCUCACAGCCUGCUGCGCAGAGUUAGCAGGCCUGCAGAUAAACCCCAGCAGGUAGCCCAGCAGCCUGCCCCAUCACUGCCUCUGUCUCUGAGUUCCUGGUAUAGUGAGCUCAGCGUGUCUUUGUCGGUACUGCGCAAAGUGGCCAACAAUCCAGCAGCAGCGGCCGAUUGGCUGUUGGCGGUCAGCUCCGCCCUGUCGUCCAGCCAGCGCCUGUCCUCCUCUCUUGUCCUGAUUGUGACUUAUCUCAUCAUCAUGGGUCAGGAAAACAUCUGCCAGCUGGCUUUGAAAGCAAGCCAGGCUGUCGCUGCUGCCGACCCCUGCCAGGUCCCGCCCCUCGUGCUGCUUCUUUUGUUCAAACUGACCAAAGAAAAGAAUCCCGUCCUGGCUCACGCUGUUCUCACAAGCCUGCCAAACCUCGGCACUCAUAAGCUUUGCUUCCCGAUCGUGCUGCACAGUCUGCACAUGCUGGCCGGCUCCCCCAAGCUGAGAGCAGUGGGACUGCGCCUCAUGACCGCUCUGUGGAAAAAACAGGACCGGGUCUACCCAGAGCUGCAGCGUCUAAUGAGCCAGCAGGACAGCAGGGUGGUGCUGGGGAGGGACGCCCAGUGGGAGCAGAUCCUGGCCAGGGCCGCCUGUGUCAGGGACAUCUGCAGAGAGAGGCCUUACCAGCAUGCAGGGGACAUGGUGGCUGCCAUUUCACUCACUUUAAAACAGUGCAACAGACCAGACCUGGCAACCCCGGCUGCUCUCGUCCUGCAGGGACUACAGCAGCUGUGUCGAGCAGAGGUGGUGGAUAUUAUCUCAGCAUGGAGAACUGUUUGGCCUGAGCUCAGCUGUCACUCACAGCCAGAGGUGGUUCAAGCCAUCGCUGAGCUUUUGGCUCUGGUGCCUCAGCUCACAGUUAAAUCAGAGCAGUACGAGAAAUUAAAAGAAGAGGUGGUCAGCAUUCUGUGGACUUAUGCUCUGAGCGAGGAUCCAGAGGUGUCCAGCUGUGGCUACAGGGCUUUGGCAGACUUUCCUGAAACAGACCACACCAUAAACCACCUUCCUGAGGCCCGACCACCUGCAAAGCUGCCUGAAAACGAAGAAGAUGAACAGAGUAAAGAAAAGGAGGAAGAGGAGAAGGAUCUCUCCGUCCCAGGCUCAUCUUAUGUGAAGCUGAUGACUCUCACCACCUCGUCUGUUCUUCCAGCCUUCGAGCUCUUCCUGACGUCACUGGUGAGGCAGGAGAUGAGUCAGAUGCCACGGGGAAUCUACUUCUCAGCCCUGAGGGGGGGUAACCUCCGCUCAGACCGGGGUAAAACGGUGGCAGGAAUCCCGUCGUUCAUGCUCAAGACCUACGAGAAAAACAAGCAGCCUGGGCUGAAGCCAGGACUAGCAGCUGGGCUGCUCCUGUCGUACAGUUUGUCUGUGCAGACCGAUCGUGCUGGGAGACCCAUCAGCCGCUUCCUGGUCAGCCGCAGCCGCAGCUACCAGCAGACGCUGACAGCCCUCGUUCAUGAAGUCAACAUCCAGCCCUCUGAGUGGCACCGUGCCCUCCUGCUGCCACAGGCCUGGAGGGGCUUCAUGAGCCGAGCUUUCUACGCCGUUAUGGAGGGUCGACGUGCUGAGUUAGAGAUGCUCCAGAAACAAGGCAAAGAGGAUCCACAGGAGCUGCAGUACAAGCAUCACUGUGCCUGGCUGUGGUGAGACCCACACUCAUACUUGCAUGUAUAUGUGUAGACUGUGUGUAUAAAUGGUAGUGCUUUUGUACAAGGUCACUGAUCUUACUGUAAUGACUGUAG
Haplochromis burtoni (Burton's mouthbrooder) is the source of this 2635-nucleotide messenger RNA. Its product is annotated as focadhesin. The record is from RefSeq and is a predicted model, not a curated record. Gene Ontology annotation, biological process: regulation of post-transcriptional gene silencing. The transcript has 18 exons. Lineage: Eukaryota; Metazoa; Chordata; Actinopteri; Cichliformes; Cichlidae. The coding region runs from base 210 to 2540 and encodes 776 amino acids.